AUGAGCUUCAAGCAGAUUGGCAAUCCUCAGGAACGAGGUUCGUUCUUCAAGCCAAACACUGCACUUCCGACAUACAAAGCACCACCAAUACCUGUUGAAGGAGGCUAUGAAAAUGAGAUUGCGCCUAUUCAGGAGCAAUAUUAUCAGAUGGAGGAGAUGGCAGAUCGAUCCCAGCUAAUGUUUGAGGAAAUUCAGCUGAGGGAUGAAAUGGAUGAGCGCAUGGGUUUCUAUCGAUACGCUGAAGGACCUGAAAAGCUAGGAUGGCUAGUCAAUUUACAUCCAACGCUCGUCAAGGAUCAAGAAAGUCCAACUGGAAAGUCUGCUAUUGACUUGUAUUUCCUCGAAGAAGAUGGCGGUUCUUUCAAGUCGACCGUUCUACAUGAACCAUACUUUUUUAUCAAGUGCAAAACGGACACAGAGGCAGAUGUAGAAGAUUAUCUACGACGAAAAUUCGAAGGUGUUCUUCUUCGUGUUGAGCGAGUCGAGAAGGAAGACUUGGACUUGGCAAAUCACUUGCUUGGGCACAAGAGCCUAUAUCUGAAACUCACGUUUUGGAAUACAUUCAAUCUCAUGGCAUGUCGCAAACACUUGAUGUCUGCUUACGAGAGGAACAAACUCAAUCCAGAAACCCAAGAGUCAGAGGACAUAUUCAAUGAUCGUCCUAAAAACCCAAUCAAGAGCAGCCACAACACGGUGGACAAUAUUAUCGAUAUUCGAGAAUUCGAUUUGCCCUACUAUGUUCGAACAGCCAUAGACACUGACAUUCGUGUGGGUUUGUGGUAUACCGUCAGAGCUCUUGCUGGAACCAUCUUCAUUGAGCCACGGUCUGAUCGAGUCAAGCGUGCUGAACCAGUGGUGCUGGCUUUUGAUAUAGAAACAUCCAAGCAGCCACUCAAGUUUCCUGAUGCUCAAAUGGAUUCAAUCAUGAUGAUUUCUUACAUGGUUGAUGGACAGGGCUUUCUGAUUACGAACCGAGAAAUUGUAUCAGAAGACAUAGAGGACUUUGAGUACACACCUACACCAGAAUAUGAAGGUCCGUUUACCAUCUUCAAUGAGCCUACCGAACGUGAUGUGCUCACGAGAUUCUUUGAGCAUAUUCAACAAGUGAAACCACAUGUAUUUGUAACAUAUAAUGGUGACUCUUUCGAUUGGCCCUUCAUCAAGACCCGUGCUCUAAUCCACGGUAUUGAUAUGAAGAAGGAAAUCGGAUUCGACUGUGAUACUCCAAGUCCUAGGAAUGCCCAGUCUCAGAGUGAUAGUCAAGGUCAAUUCCAAUCUCAUCAUGCAAGUCACAUGGAUUGUUUCCUGUGGGUCAAGCGAGACAGUUACCUUCCACAAGGGUCGCAAGGUCUCAAGGCAGUCACGACCGCAAAGCUUGGUUACAAUCCCAUGGAGCUUGAUCCCGAAGACAUGACUAGAUUCGCAUCAGAACAUCCUCAGACAUUGGCACAAUAUUCAGUUUCAGAUGCUGUUGCAACCUACUAUCUCUACAUGAAAUAUGUCAACCCCUUCAUCUUCUCCCUCUGCAAUCUUAUCCCGAUGAAUCCAGACGAAGUCUUGCGUCGUGGAUCAGGAACACUCUGUGAAACUCUUCUCAUGGUGCAAGCAUAUAAAGCCAACGUGAUUAUGCCUAAUAAACACCAAGACGACUUUGGGAAGUUCCAUGAUGGCCAUUUGUUGGAAUCUGAGACCUACGUUGGAGGUCACGUCGAGGCCCUGGAAGCAGGAGUUUUUCGAAGUGACUUGCCAACUAGCUUUCAUCUUCACGCCGAAGCAUAUGAUCAGCUCAUUUCCGAAUUGGAUCAAGCUCUCCAAUUCACUUUAAGGGUUGAAGGCAAAACGAAUGUGGAAGAUGUUGUGAACUAUGAGGAGGUCAAGCAAAACAUUCUCACUCAGCUUAUUGAUUUGCGAAGUAAACCCAUACGAACCGAAAAACCUUUAAUCUACCACUUGGACGUAGCAGCCAUGUACCCGAAUAUCAUCCUGACCAAUCGAUUGCAACCUGAUGCUUUAGUAGACGAAAGCACUUGUGCAUCCUGUGACUUCAAUGAAGGUCCAGGAAGUCUGUGUCAACGUCGCAUGGAUUGGACUUGGAGAGGAGAGUUCUUCCCUGCCAAAAGGGGCGAAUAUAAUAUGAUUGUCAACCAGCUUCAAACGGAAAAGAUAGUUACCCAUCCAGGCCAAGAAGCUAGACCAUUCUCAGAACUGAAAGUCUAUGAACAGAACGUUGCCAUCAAGAAACGUUUGACUGAAUACAGCAAACGCGUUUAUAAAAAGGGAAUGGAAAAGGAGACAGCUGACAAGACAUCUAUCGUAUGCCAAAGAGAAAAUCCGUUUUACGUAAAUACUGUACGUCAAUUCCGUGAUCGUCGAUACGAAUAUAAAGGCCUUCUGAAGGUGUGGAAGAAGAAACUGGAAGAUAUCUUACAGGACGGUAGUCUAGCUGCUGCCGAGGAAGCCAAAAAGAUGAUUGUAGUAUAUGACUCGCUGCAAACUGCCCAUAAGUGUAUUCUCAACUCCUUUUAUGGAUAUGUGAUGCGUAGAGGUGCACGAUGGUAUUCAAUGGAAAUGGCUGGUAUUGUCUGUUUGACUGGUGCUCGCAUCAUUCAACUAGCACGAUCUCGUAUCGAAAAACUUGGUCGACCACUAGAGCUUGACACGGAUGGUAUUUGGUGUAUGCUACCAUUAUCCUUCCCAGAAAACUUUUCGUUCCAACUCAAGAACGGAAAGUCUCACAAUAUCUCUUAUCCGGGUGUCAUGCUCAACCAUCUUGUGCAUGACAAGUUUACAAACCACCAGUAUCAGGAGCUCGUCAACAAUGAGAGUCUAGAAUAUAGUAUUCGAAGUGAAAAUAGUGUAUUCUUUGAAGUCGAUGGUCCAUAUCGAGCCAUGGUAUUGCCUGCAUCUACUGAAGAAGACAGAUUAUUGAAGAAGAGGUAUGCUGUCUUCAAUGAUGAUGGCACACUAGCUGAACUGAAAGGAUUUGAAGUAAAACGUCGUGGUGAACUCAAACUCGUCAAGAUCUUCCAGUCACAGAUCUUUGCUGUAUUUUUACGGGGCACGACUCUAGAAGAGUGUUAUCAGGAAGUAGCACAGGUCGCCGAUCGUUGGCUGGAUGUAUUAUAUAGUAAAGGUGGUGAUUUGGAUGACGAGGAAUUGUUCGACUUGAUUUCGGAAAAUCGAAGCAUGUCCAAAUCUUUACGAGAAUAUGGUGCUCAAAAGUCUACAUCUAUCAGUACCGCUAAACGACUGGCAGAGUUUCUUGGUCAACAGAUGGUCAAGGACAAGGGUCUAAACAUAUCUGAGAUUGAGAGACUAAUAUCAUCGUCCUUUGUAGACUGCAAAUUCGUUAUUACCUCGCGUCCUGCUGGAUUACCCGUCAGUGAACGUGCCAUUCCUGUUGCCAUCUUUUCAGCAGAAUUGAGUGUCAAGAAACACUUUCUGCGAAAAUGGCUGCGUGAUCCGAACUUAAAAGACUUUGAUUUCCGAGGUAUAUUAGACUGGAAUUACUACCUGGAACGAUUUGGCUCGGUCAUCCAGAAAAUCAUCACCAUUCCUGCUGCCAUGCAACACUUACCAAAUCCAAUACCGCGAGUAAGACAUCCUGAUUGGCUUCAUAAACGAGUAGCUGCCCGUGAUGAUAAGGUCAAACAAUUCCGUAUCACUGAAAUGUUUGGAAAGGCCAACACCUUGGAAGAAGCUUAUGGUGUUGAUAUGGAAGACAUGGCUGCUCCAUCAGGAAAUAAAGUGUUCAAUCCUGUCGUUCAUAAAUAUAAAAGCAAGCAGUACGAUAAGGAUAUCCCGGAAGAUUCAAAUCCGCAACCACCUCCAAAUAUGGGAACGGAUUAUGUUGGAUGGUUGAAACACCAGAAAAGGAAAUGGGCACGACAAAUCAAAGAACGAGCUCAUGAACGUUCAUUGAUUGAACGUGGUCUGGCACAACCACGUCGUGAACAACUCAUCAACGUCGAAGGAUACUUCCGUCAACGUACAGAUGCCCUUUUGAAUGCCCGCCUGCAAGUACUACAGAUCGCUGAAACUGACUUGCCAGGUGAGUUUCGUAUGUGGGUCUUGGUAAAAGGCGACUUGCAUUCUAUAAGGUUGACGGUACCUCGAGUAUUCUAUUUAAAUUGUCGAUUCGAUCAACCCGAUAUUGCUCGACCAGGAGUAGUAGUUGAAAAACGUGUCCGAACUCUCCCUAGGUCUCAUGUAUGUCACCAUCUAUAUGAAUUCACCAUGGCAGAGUCGUUUUAUCAGGAGAAUAUGAGCACUUUUGCCAAUGUCUUUACCCAUGAAUCGGUAGACUCGGUAUAUGAAACUCAAGUACCUCUACUCUUCCGUGCCUUGAUUCAAGUCGGCUGCUUUACUGCUGUAAAGAAGGAACGUAUCAAGUCUGGUCGUGGACUCGACGACGGAUUUGAUGUCCUUACGGACUUGACGCAGGAAAAGAAUGAUGGGUAUUUAGACAGGUCGAACUUAAAUUUUCUAUAUUUAUAUCAUGCGAAUACUGGUCCACGUCACGUAUUUGGUCUCUUCUCGACUGCAUCCAACAAGGCAACUGUCGUACUCGUUGAUCCUGCCAACAAUAAGGAUGCUAUACCCAAUCUAGCUCGAUUUUAUAGUGAAACGUUGGCAAAUCAUACGGUAUCCCAAGAUCCACAAUUCUUACGACACGAGGGUCUUGAUUGUACUGCUCUCGUGGUAUCAACAGAAGCCCAAGCCAAACAGCAAAUCAGCGCUGCGAUCAGUGCAUACCAGGAUGCACGUCGUGGUGCUACUAUGGUAAUAGUACAGUCACCGAAAUCACUCCGUCAAGUGACGGAUGGCAUCCCGCCGAUCUCUGAAUUCCCGAAUGCCAUAAUGCAAUCUCAUACUCGUGAUCAUUCGAUACCACCUCUUGAUUGGCAACGUCCAGCAUGCCGUAAAAUGAUGGGUCACUUGAUGAAUGUCGAUGGCUGGGUUGCUGAUCGAACGGCAAUAUGUAGAUUUGCCAAUGUGCCCUUCUGUAAUGUAGAACCUGAUUAUUCCGUCUUUUUGACUGACUUGAUCUUGGCACGACGACUCCAACGUAAAGAUAUGAUUUUAUGGGUAUCUCUAGCUCGAAAACCAGAUUUAGGUGGACGAGAACAAGAUUACAAUGCUGAUGAACUGACUGAAUCCGCUGUUUUGGAAGUCAAUGUACCAGGUGCUUAUGAUAGUGUAUGCGUGGAAGUUGAAGUCUUCCACUUGGCCAAAAACACACUAUUGCAAACUGUAGCUAUGGCUGAUGGUGAUUUAGGCUUUGAUUCCAAUAUCGGUACUAGUGUAGAAGAGCAACUUCAGAAUGGGUUGACUCGAUCCAUUACAGAUGAAUCACUCUUGUCUGGUCGUGUAGUCGAAGAAGUAAAAGGCCUAGUACAGGAAUGGAGUCACCGAUCCAAACGUGGAGAUCGUUGGGCAGCACUAGUACUAGAUCAGCUCCCACGAUGGCUUUCAAACCCUGAAGCCAAAUUAUAUGAUCCUGCUCUACAAGCACUUAUUCACGGAAUGAUGCGCAAGUCGUAUUCUUCUAUAGUAGCAGAUUUUAAACGAUUAGGGUCUCGUGUAGUAUAUGCCAGUUUUGAGAAAUUGAUAUUGGCUACGACCAAACACAAGAUUCCGCAAGCUCGUGCUUAUAUAGACUAUACAAUUGGUGCUCUCUCCAAGAGUUUUCAGCAUUUGACUCUUGUGCCUGUACAAUACUAUCAGUCCUUGAUGUGGAUGGACUUGUAUAAUUGGGCAGGCGCAAUUACGGCAAUCAGACAGGACGAACGUAGUAUUGAAGCAGGUGAUCACGCGCCUGGAAAUGGCCUUGAAUCAGGCAACAAUGGUGCUGACGAGACUUGUAACGAAGUAAGUAAUGGUAAUGGCAACAAUGAUAUAAAUACGGGCAACGACUCUGAUACUCGCAAUGACGCAACCGAUCAGGAUGAAGCCGAUACUCGUGAUGAUGCCACCGAAACCGGUAAUGAUGCUAUGGCAAUUGCUCGAGAGAACCCGAAGGAAAAGAGUGAAAUGCGAAAGCUCUUUUCCUUUGCCCGUGACGAGAAUAUGAGUGAGUCUGGUAGCGAUGACGAUGAUAACGAAGAAGUCCAAGAAGACGAAGCGGACGAUGAGCCAAACUUUGAAGAAAUUCCAGAGCCACGUCAAAGUAGUAAUAAACGUAAAGAGAAGCCAGCAACUACCAACUCCCAAGCACCGGAGAGUGCUCUUGAAAUAGAGGCCCGAUGGAAUAUUCAGGAGUAUCUCCCAACGGCAUUACAAGAGCACUUCCAACGAGCUAUAGGUCACUAUGUGUAUGCCUCGACUCAAUACCGUAAAGGCUUGUAUGAUGCUGAUCCGUUGCUUGGUCACCGGGCAGCUAAACGUGUCAAACUAGAUGACGAUGCCAAGCAACCUAGAGUUGGUGGUAUGGUUGGUUUAGGACAACGUCCGGGACAGUCGUCUCGACUAGAUGACGAUGAGGAUGAGAAUGAUGAUAUGGCACGAUUCCUCCGUAACUUUAUUAGCAUGACAUUGAAACGAGAGUUGAUACAGGCUGUACCUGAACUUCAACGAGAAUAUCAUUCUGCUCGUAUGAGUGGUGAUGCUGAUUUAGUAGCAUCAUGGGAGUUUCCGAUACUACCUGGUAGCCAUAUAGAACUCAAGAAGCCUCUAUUGGAGUUCAUCAAGUCUGUAUGUGCUGUAUUGAGCCUAGAGCCGGUUAUAGAACGAGAAGUGAGACAUCUACGUCGAGAUUUGCUCACACUUGUAGGAGAACGAGAGUUUGCCGAUAGCUCCAACUUUAUCAAUCCAUGUGAGGCCUUUAGGUUACCAGGUGUCAUGUGCUAUUACUGCUGUAGUACUCGUAAUCUCGAUUUGACUCGAGACCCGGAUCUAUUACCAAUAGUAGCAGACGAUGGACGCAUAACUCGUGAUCAAUGGUUGUGUCCGCACUGUCGAGCUGAAUAUGACAAGGCGUCUAUUGAGCAACAAUUGGUGGAUAUAGUACAACGACGGUUGACAUUUUGGCAAUUGCAGGAUCUCAAAUGUACUAAAUGUCGGCAAAUCAAGGGGUCAAACAUGCGACGAUAUUGUGCAUGCUCUGGAGAGUUUGUGACUGUAUAUUCCAAGGAGGAUUUCAGGAGACGAAUGCACGUGUUUUCCAAUAUUGCCAAAUUCCAUCGAAUGGAUUUCUUGGAUAAUGUUGUGACUUGGUGCAUGUCGCAUGUGUAG
Synchytrium microbalum is the source of this 7233-nucleotide messenger RNA. Its product is annotated as DNA-directed DNA polymerase. Gene Ontology annotation, cellular component: nucleus; epsilon DNA polymerase complex. NCBI's taxonomy places the organism in Eukaryota, Fungi, Chytridiomycota, Chytridiomycetes, Synchytriales, Synchytriaceae. The coding region runs from base 1 to 7233 and encodes 2410 amino acids. Gene Ontology annotation, molecular function: DNA-directed DNA polymerase activity; nucleotide binding; zinc ion binding. The transcript has 12 exons. Gene Ontology annotation, biological process: DNA replication proofreading; nucleotide-excision repair, DNA gap filling; DNA replication. The record is from RefSeq and is a predicted model, not a curated record.